Trypanosoma theileri is the source of this 612-nucleotide messenger RNA. Its product is annotated as receptor-type adenylate cyclase. The annotation marks the transcript as partial. The transcript has a single exon. NCBI's taxonomy places the organism in Eukaryota, Euglenozoa, Kinetoplastea, Trypanosomatida, Trypanosomatidae. The record is from RefSeq and is a predicted model, not a curated record.
GUGCUGCUGACGCGGGCGGCGUACAUGGCGCUGAGCACGGCUGAGCGUGAGCAGCUGGACGUGACUGCGCUGGGUGCCGUGGCGCUGCGUGGCGUGCCGAAGCCUGUGGAGAUGUACCAGCUGGACGUAGUGCCCGGCCGCACCUUCGCUGCCCUCCGGCUUGAUAGGGAGUUUGUAGGCCUGGACGAGAAUGAGAGUGAAAAUCUCUCGGGCUCAUCAGCUUUAGAGAGUGAAAUACUGAGUUGUAAACAGAAUCCUCUUGUACCUCUGCUAACGGAUUUGUUUGCACCUUUACCAUUGCAGCAACGCCUUAAAUUGCUUCAAAUGAUUGGUGAGCGUUGGAAUAUUGUUGCUCCUUCGAUGAAGUCCAAUUCCCCUAUUGAUGUAUGUCUGUAUAUAAUAUGUCGUCUCUCGGAGAAGCUUGGUCGUGCAUGUAGGUGGAAGGCAGAGCUGCUGCGGAGUGGAGUGGAUCUUGAUGUUGUUUCUCUUUUAGGUGGCAUUGCUAACGAUAUGGGUAACUUACAGGGUGAUAAUUCUUCGGCAUUUGCUUCUUCUGUUACUUCUUCUUUUCAAGGUCCUUUUUGUGAGAGGUCUUUGGCUGAUAGAAGUGUC